AUGGAAGUUUGCCCUACAGUUCUGAAGAAAAUAUGUAGAAGAGGUGGUCUUCCUCAAUGCUGCUCGGAGUAUGGAAUUGCAGCAUUGAGGGAAAUGGCACGUAAGACAGAGAAUGAAGAAGUAAGGACGACUGCGGAAGCGGAGAUUGUAACGCUGGAGGAACAGAUCACUGAGAUUCAUGAGUCGUCGAUCAGAGAGAGAGCUGCGAUCCGAUGUGCAAGAGCUACGAUGCUCCUCUACAAACUGGCAUCAUCGUCUCGCGAUCCAACGGCCACCAUCGAUUCCGGCAGCGAGGAAGGAGAGACGCGAAGAGAAAAUGAGGAUCUGAAGAAAAAGCUUGCGAUGGAGAAGAAAAGGACUAAUCGGAUUAAGCUUUGCGGCUUCAUGGAGAUGCUUCUUCUCGUCGUUCUGGUUUUGUUGAUUUCCACUUUUUUCCUCGUCUUCUUUCUCGGUUCUCGUUGA
Molecule: messenger RNA, 462 nt
Organism: Arabis nemorensis
Lineage: Eukaryota; Viridiplantae; Streptophyta; Magnoliopsida; Brassicales; Brassicaceae
Source: the annotation of a GenBank genome assembly